This is a messenger RNA of Physeter macrocephalus (sperm whale), 1498 nucleotides long. RefSeq names its product zinc finger CW-type and PWWP domain containing 1 (gene ZCWPW1). NCBI's taxonomy places the organism in Eukaryota, Metazoa, Chordata, Mammalia, Artiodactyla, Physeteridae. The transcript is spliced from 11 exons. Gene Ontology annotation, cellular component: nucleus. The record is from RefSeq and is a predicted model, not a curated record. Gene Ontology annotation, molecular function: zinc ion binding. The coding region runs from base 1 to 1284 and encodes 427 amino acids.
AUGGGGAGUAAGGAUGAUGCUGACCCCACUUUCUGGUGUGGGGUAUGUGAGAAGGACAGGCUCUUCUUAGAGGGCUUCAGCGGUCAAUGUCUAGUCUGGGUCCAGUGUUCCUCCCCAAACUGUGAGAAAUGGAGGCGCCUACGUGGGAACAUUGACCCCUCAGUCCUCCCAGAUAACUGGUCCUGUGACCAGAAUACAGAUUUGGAGUAUAAUCACUGUGAUAUCCCUGAGGAGACCUGGACAGGGCAUGAGAGUGAAGUGGCCUAUGCCUCCUACAUCCCAGGAUCCAUCAUCUGGGCCAAGCAAUACGGUUACCCCUGGUGGCCAGGCAUGGUAGAAUCUGAUCCUGACCUGGGGGAAUAUUUUCUUUUUGCAUCUCAUCUUGAUUCCCUGCCAUCCAAGUACCAUGUGACAUUUUUUGGAGAAACAGUCUCUCGUGCUUGGAUCCCAGUCAACAUGCUAAGGAACUUCCAGGAGCUAUCCCUGGAGUUAGCUGGAGUGAAAAAGGGCAGGAAUAAGGACUGCAGCCAGAAACUGGGGGCAGCCCUGAUGAUGGCUCAAGAGGCAGAGCAGAUCAGUAUUCAGGAGCGGGUUAACCUGUUUGGUUUCUGGAGCCGAUAUGGUGGAUCUGACAACAGUGGGGAAGGAAAAGACGUAAUGCUCUCUGGGGCUAACAGCUUAGAUUCCUGCUUGGAGAAAGAAGAGGAAGAGUCAGAGUUGGAGGAAGAGGAGGAAGAGCAACAGAAAAAAGAUCCAACUUUGCCUGGUCCCAAGCCAGCCAAAAUUCAGACAAAAAAACCCAAGGCAAGAGGGGUUGGAGGUGAUGCAGGUGGAGCACAUGGACGAGAUGGGACCCCUCAAAGGAGGACAAUGAAGAGAUCUCUGGGAAAUGAAUCUGCAGCUCCACCUUUACCCAUAAUGGGAAGGAAAAAAGGGCAUGGGAAUUCAGAAACUGAGCAGCCAGGCCCUAAGAAAAAAUUUAAAGCUCCCCAAAGCAAGGCCCCAGUAAGCAGAUCAUCUGAGGAAAAAGAAGCUAGAAUAGUGCCAGAGGUCCUGACCCCACCAGCUCCUCCCGGGGCCUGUCCCAUGGUGGGGAAAGAAGGGCCUGCACCCCAGGAGCCACGGCCUCAGGAGGCUGGAAGUGUCCUCUCUGACGAUGGAGCCUCCAGUGACCUGGACCUGGACCAACUCAUGGAGGAUGUUGGAGAAGAGCUGGAGCAGAGGGAGGAGCCAUGGCACAGAGACGGCGCAGGGGAGCUCGCCGUGGCCUUCUGUGAGGAAUAGCUGUGGGCCCGCACCUCCUUCCUGCCCUCUCAUCCCUUCUGUGGGAGCAGGAGGCAGAGCCUCUCAGAGGAUCCCCGAGAAGCUGAUAAAUGUUGGGUUGUUCAUUGGCUGUGAGGUUGUUGGCUAAGGUCAGAGUUGUGCAGUUUAUGUUAAUAAACCAGGUUACUGGUUUAGUUGGUUUGGUUCGUCUCAACCACUUGCUUUCUUUUGGCUU